CCAUCCCCUUAUCUAUCGGCUCGGUGCUCUGAAUCAAUCAACUGCUCCGAUUAAGCUCAUCCAUGUCGGAGAGCGACCGGCUUCAGCGGCUGGCGACGCCGUCGGCCCCGGCGGAGGAUGACGUGGACGUGGACGCCGACGGGACGACUUUCCGGGACAUCCACCCGUCUCCGGCGCCGACGCCGCUGCGGCAGCCCUCCUGGGACGUGGCUAGCCAGCGCUCGCUGUCCUCCUACUCGGACGAGCAGUUUAUGGCCAGCAUGAGUCGCGAGUUCACGGCCAUGGUGGACGCGGGGGGCUCCAGCAACGAUCUGCAGCUGGCGCGCAUCGGGGAGCACGAGCCUGAGCGGGAGACCAACCCGUUGGCCAUCGUGGCGGACCCCGGCUGCCCUCUACCGCGGGCGCCUGCGCCUACGUCCGAGGAGGUGGUGGAGGUGCGGCAGGUGAAGAAGGACGAGGCGGAGGCCAAGGUAGCGGCGUGGCAGGCGGAGGAGGUGGCCAAGAUCAACAGCAAGUUCAAGCGGGAGGAGGUGGUGAUCAACGGGUGGGAGAGCCAGCAGAUCAACAAGGCCACCACGUACCUCAGCAAGAUCGAGAGGAAGCUAGAGGAGGAGCGCGCCAAAGCGACGGAGAAGGCGCAGAACGAGGUAGCACGGGCGCGGCGGAAGGCGGAGGAGAAGCGCGCGUCGGCGGAGGCGGUGCGGGGUACCAAGACAGCCAGAGUCCUGGAGCUGGCCAACUUCAUGAAGGCCGUCGGCAGGGUGCCCACCAAGCGCUCCUUCUUCUCCUUCUCUUCCUAGCACCCGUCUUCCCCAAUCAAUCUUCUCCGCCAUGGACCAUCGACUUCCAUCCACCUUUCCCAUCGACCUAUACCUAGUAGUAUCACUCUUCAAUCCCAGGAUAUAAACUGUACAGAGUAUAUCUAGCACAAUCUCUUCUUUUUGCUGGCUUGUAGUAGUAUCACUCUACUCUAUUUUGGUAUUGUAAACAACAUCCAGACCGAGAACUGAGAAUUAGCAGUGUAAUGUACUAGUAGUAGCAGCUGACAUUCCUUUGGCUUUCCUACCGUAUCAUUUAGCAUGGGUUUGUUCCU
Lolium rigidum is the source of this 1093-nucleotide messenger RNA. RefSeq names its product remorin 4.1-like. The transcript is spliced from 3 exons. Lineage: Eukaryota; Viridiplantae; Streptophyta; Magnoliopsida; Poales; Poaceae. The record is from RefSeq and is a predicted model, not a curated record. The coding region runs from base 63 to 800 and encodes 245 amino acids.